GACAGUGCGUGCAAGACACCUGAUGAUUGCAUCUGCCUCUCCCCACAGCUGCCAUGCGGAUCCCGCCGGUGGCCGUCUCGGCAUCCGUGCUGCUGCUGCUGGUGGCUGUGCAAGCGGCCCCGAAGGUGACCCCGGUGGUGAUGCUCACCAAGCCAAAGCCAAUCCAGCUGCCAGGCGCCGCCGUGCCCUCCCUCACCCCCAUCGCAGGGAAAAGCCCUGGCCCAGCAGCCCCGGGCAAAGCCCAGCUGCCCUCCUCCAGCCCCGCUUUCCAAGCGGCCACCACGCUCUUCCCAUUUGAGAACGACACGCUGGAUGCCGCCGACUUCUUCUUCAACUGCUGCGACUGCUGUCCCCCCAUUGCCGCGCCCCGGGGGCCGCCGGGCGAGCCGGGCCCUCCAGGUCCCAAGGGGGAGAAGGGAGAUGCUGGUCUGCAAGGUCUGCCGGGAGCUCCGGGACCUCAGGGUCCUAAAGGCUUUAAAGGAGAAAGAGGAGGCAAAGGGGAGCAGGGCGAGCGAGGAGCAAGUGGAAGCCCUGGUUAUCCAGGCAAGCCUGGGCUGCAAGGUGAAGCUGGCGUAAAAGGCAAUAAGGGCAACUACGGCUUCCCUGGACUGAAGGGGCAAAAGGGGUCCAAAGGGGACACUUGUGAGAAUGGCACCAAGGGGGACAAGGGAGAGAGGGGGGACGUUGGAGACCCAGGGGUGGAUGGCGAACAGGGUGACAAGGGGGAAAAGGGGGACACUGGGGACAAGGGGUAUUGCGGGGAGCCGGGGGGGAGAGGCCCGAAGGGAGAAAGAGGGGAAGGUGGGACAAAGGGAGAAAAAGGCAGCAAGGGAGAGAUGGGGGAUGAGGGCAUUCAGGGGGCUGAGGGAAAGCAGGGAGAAAAGGGUGAGCAAGGAAGUAAGGGUGACAAAGGGGACCUGGGUCCGGCUGGUGUGACGGGACCGUCUGGGCCCAAAGGGGUGGCUGGCAGCAAGGGGGGGCGAGGGGCCCCGGGGAGGAAAGGUGCCCGUGGGGCCAAGGGCGCCCGUGGGGACGCCGCGAAGCUCCUGAGAUCGGCCUUCAGCGCGGGGCUGUCCAAGCCCUUCCCUCCGCCCAACGUCCCCAUCCGAUUCGACAAGAUUCUGUACAACGACCAGGACGAUUACAACCCUGCCACCGGGAAAUUCAACUGCAGCGUGCCCGGGGCGUACGUCUUUGCCUACCACCUGACGGUGAGAGGGCGUCCGGCCCGUGUCAGCCUGGUGGCCCGCAGCAGAAAAGUGGCCAAGGCCCGCGAGACGCUCUAUGGGCAGGAGAUCGACCAGGCCUCCUUCCUGACCGUCCUCAAGCUGAGCGCGGGCGACCAGGUGUGGCUGGAGGUGGCCCGGGACUGGAAUGGGGUCUAUGUCAGCGCUGAGGAUGACAGCGUCUUCACAGGGUUUCUUCUGUACCCGGAUGUUUUUGAGGUCUUGCUAUAGAUUUAAAGGGUAAAGCUGUUACUGAGGAAUGCACCUUUCUCUCCACCCUUGAGAAGUGAUCACUGGUUUGGUGACGCGGUGGUGUAUUGGUUUAAUUCCUAGGUUUUGUGAUCUUGUUACAAAAAUGUGCUUGUCAAAUAGUGAUUAAUUUUAACUAGAAGCACCAAGAAGCAGCACAUCCUUUGUGCAGGUAGUGACAGCUGAGAGAAAGCAUUGCACUAGUGCUGGCAGGACUGGCACGGGGAUGGGGAACCAAGGGUCUUCACGUCAUGGACUUGAGGCUUGCAAUCAUCAUCAUCAUCAAAUUAUGUGACGAAGCUCAUUAGCCAACUGAAAUUUUAAUUAAGCCAGCUCCAGCAGCCCUUGCAUGACUGAAACUCCUCUGGACAUCAGUACUGGUAACCACUGGAAGGCCGUGGAUGUGCUAAAGACUGUAGAGUUUGAUUGAUAGAGCCGAAUCCAAAACAAACAUGAGCACUGAGUUCCUUCAAAUCACAUGUAAAGAUGUAAAGGUAUUAUAUCACUGAAUAAGUAUUCUGUAGUACUUUAGACUUGGUUGUGAAUGAUAUAAAAGUUUAUCUAAGAGAGCAUUGGGUCUGUUUGAUCAGCGUAAAAUAUAUCCCGAGGAAAAAACGUACUCCGAGCUUUCAAAAGUAAGCUUAGGGGAUGCUCAGACCACAUCGUCAGGCUGCUCUGAAGGCUGUGCUGCUGAGCCACUGGUGAUUCCACUAGUGCUGCUGGGAUGGCCCUGGGCUGCUGGGAUCAUCGUGGGAGGCAGCAAGGGUGGCUUUGACACUUGCACGAGUCCCGUGGUGUCGUGGGCAUGUGGACAGAGCUUUACAGCACCUCUGGGGUGUUAAAUACGGCACACAAAAUUGUUCUGAUGGCUUUUUUUUUCGGCUAGAAAUAAAGCUGAAAUCCCAUAAUUAGCAUUCAGUGGCAAUGGGAUUUGCUCAUCUUCUCAGGCAGUCGCAAGCCCAGGACGUUUCCCCAGUGAUUUGAUGAAUGCUGGGUCUGACCCCAACGCAGGCACGGCGAAUUGGGUUGCUAUUCCCACUGCUCUCAGCUUCCUGGCUUAAAUUGCCAUCAUGCUUUCCAUACGCUAUUUGAAUACCAUCAUAAAUCAUGCCCCUCGUGUCUUCUUUUCCCAUGGCGCCAAGAUGAAACGUUCCUAAGACUUCUUAUGUACUCUGAGAAAAUUAACAUGGGGGAACUGCUGUUAAAUUUUCAGAUAAAAACAAGGCAAUUUUAAAAGGCUGAUCCUAUCUACUUGGUAAACGUAAGGGGUCCUUCAAUUCAUCAGCUUCUCAGCCCUGCUUCAAUAUCAGCA
Molecule: messenger RNA, 2787 nt
Organism: Numida meleagris (helmeted guineafowl)
Lineage: Eukaryota; Metazoa; Chordata; Aves; Galliformes; Numididae
Gene: OTOL1
Product: otolin 1
Exons: 4
Coding region: 54-1457 (467 amino acids)
Molecular function (GO): protein binding
Source: RefSeq, a predicted model, not a curated record